AUUACCGAUCAUUGCUUUACAAAAUCUUGCAAAGAAAAUAUACCCGAUGUUAAUUUGACUGCCUUCAUUGAACCAAAAUGUCUCAGGGUAAACGCUGCCAUUAAUCAAAAGAAAAGGGAGGUACCAAUUAUGGGAACUCCGCCUGACUAUCAAAGGAUAUACGAACUCUCUUGGAGUGAUGAACCAGAAAUACGACCAUCCAUUGCAUAUGUACAUAAUGAACUUGCGAGAAUGCUUGAGGAACGAAGGGUUGUUGAUUCAACUUUUACCCCAAAUAGACCUACUUUUGAGCAUCCUAGAUCAAUAGAUUUACAAGAAAAAGUGCAAACUAUUCACCAACGAAACAGUGAUCCAAUUAGUUCAAACAAACCGAAUGAAUUGGAGUGCCCUCGAAUUUAUCAAAAUAGUACAAGUUCUCCUAUCCCCGGUGAUUAUUCAGCUAACCAAAAUUUGAGAUACCCUAACCAUGAAGUUUCACCGUCUACGAAUCGAGACAGCCGAGGAAAUAUACUUACUGAGAAACCUCCCGAUAUCUCUUCAAGACCAAAAUAUGAAAAAACACAAUUCCAAAAUCUCGAUCAAAACCAACUUCCUCCCACCUUAAUAUAUCCACAAAAUCCAUUGGCAUUUCCACAUUCACAAAAUUUAUCGGCAUUACCACAUUCACAAAAUUCGUCGGCAUUACCGCAUUCACAAAAUUCAUCGGCAUUACCACAUUCACAAAAUUUAUCGACAUUUCUUCCAUCUAAUAACCCACCUCUUGCCUUUCCUACCUCAAUUCCUCUUUAUCCACCAAUCGGUUAUAUGAACAAUUCACCAUUCAACAGAUUUCCGGAAAAUUCGACACCUCUUCAGUUUAAUCCACAAGUAAACCCCAGAUAUCCUGGAUAUCCCCAGGAAAACUCGACACCUUUAAGGAUUAAUCCAUUACAACAAGUGAAUCAAAAUCCAUCACCAAACGGUUAUUCUCCACAAAUGAACCAACCCCCACAAUCAAACGGUUAUCCUCCACAAAUGAACCAACCCCCACAAUCACAAUCAAAUGGUUAUCCUCCACAAAUGAACCAACCCCCACAAUCACAACCAAACGGUUAUCCUCCACAAAUGAACCAACCCCCACAAUCAAACUAUUUUCCACAAAUGAACCAACCCCCACAAUCAAAUGAUUUUCGUUCACAAAUGUAUCAACCUCCUCAAUCAAACGGUUUCCCUCUGCAAAACAGUCAAUCUCCUCAACCAAACAAUUUCCCUCCGCAAAUGGGUCAAGUAUCACAACCAUACAGUUUUCCUCAGACAAAUCAACAAUCAAGCACAUUUUUUCCACAAAUGGAUCAAUCUCCACAAUCAACCAGUAUCCCUCCAUUAAUGAAUCAACCCCCAAGACAAAACGAUUUUCCUCCUCAAAUAAAUCAACCCCCACAACCCAACGGCUACUCUCCAGAGAAUUCGACCCUUUUUAUACCAGUUGAUCCCGUUAUACAAAAGGAGGCAAGAUGCAAAAAAGCGCUCGCAGAAUAUUCCAAGUUGUAUAGGAAUGAGACGGGUUAUGUUGAACCUACCGAAUGUCAUGCUGGAUAUCACGUCAGUGUUGGAGAUACGGAGGGCUUGGUAGACCAUCUCGAGCUUGGUGCUAAAGUAGAUGAUAUGUAUCAGUUCUUAAAUAUUACGGAAUCUCUUGUGGUCAUCACGGUUAGAUAUUGUGGCAUAGAGUUGAUGCAUAAGUUACUCUUUAGACUUAAACAAUACGAUGCAGUUUUUUCCGUGGUCUCCAGUGGUUCAAACAAGACGGCACUUCAUCAUUUGUUUGAAAAUAAAUCUAUCUACAAAAAGAUCAACGAAUCCGUAAAAGAGAAUUAUAAAAAAGCUAUCGGUUUCCUUGUAGAAAAUGGUUGUAACAUCGAUGCUUUAGAUAGCGAAGGAAAAACAAUCCUAUCGUACUAUCUUGAGGAAAGUAAUCCCACCUUACAAAGAAAAUACGAAGCAAUUAUUUCGAUAUUGUUGAGAAACGGAGCCAACCCAAAUAUUAGAGUCCAUAUAAGGGAGUUUAUAGCACCCAAUUCUUUAUAUAUGGCGGUUAAGUAUAAUUGGUCAAAAAGUAUAUUUGAUCUAUUAUGCCAGUAUGGUGUUAAUUCGGAAGAAAGAGACAAUAGUGGAUACAGCAUUUUGAUAUUAACAAUGGGUGUGAAUCAAAUGGAUAGGCUUGACAAAAUCAAAUGGGUAUUGGAGAAUAUUUAUGCAGCAAGUGAAAUGAAAGACUUAGAAAUGGCUAUGAAAAUGGUGAAGCAUAGUUCUAAAGAGUACGAUCUUCUGAAGAUGUAUACCAAAAAAGAAAGUGCAAUUCAGAGAAAACAAAUCAUCGAUGCGAAUAAAAGAAUUAAGGUUAGAAGUCAGGAGGAAAAAAGGUGA
Molecule: messenger RNA, 2406 nt
Organism: Acaulospora morrowiae
Lineage: Eukaryota; Fungi; Glomeromycota; Glomeromycetes; Diversisporales; Acaulosporaceae
Source: the annotation of a GenBank genome assembly